Messenger RNA from Ceutorhynchus assimilis (cabbage seed weevil), 1949 nucleotides. The record is from the annotation of a GenBank genome assembly. Lineage: Eukaryota; Metazoa; Arthropoda; Insecta; Coleoptera; Curculionidae.
ACAUUUUUCUUAUAUAACAUCAUAUUUCAAUGCUGCAUCCCAGGAAUACAAAAGAAGAUCCAGAGAUAUGGAAACAGAAACCGAAGAAGAAUAUCUUCUUAUCGGAGAUUAUGAGUCCAGUGGGAGUUUUUCCAGCAGCGUGUCACUUUCUGACAGGAGUGUGGAUAAUAUUUUAGAAGAAUAUCACUCUGAUACUCCAUAUUCAGGUCUUAUCAAAGGUUCGGCAACUGGGGUCCUGGAAAAUCUCAACAUGAAUAUUCCGGCCGUUCGCCCAAAAACUCUAAAAAAACUCAAACGCGUCUACGAUAAUUCGACUAAUGACGAGGUGAAAAGCGAUAACGAAAUAUCCUCAAGUUCCGAAAAAGAAUCGGAUAAUAAAGAAAAUAGAGAUCACAAGGUCGAGCGUAUGUCGGCGCUCAGUCCAUUUGACGAGCAAGAAGAAUGGGCAAAAAUCCAGGAAAUUAUGGCAUCGUUUGGCACCGGAAUAGUCCGGGAAUCGGUUUUCGUUGCCGAGCUGGAAAAAGAAUUCCAAAAUAGGUUAAUGACCAUAUCGUGUUCCCAGAACAGUUUGACUAAUGCUUCGGAGAUGACGGUGGAAAAAUGGCUGCAGGGAAUCGGAUUGGGAGAUUAUAGCGGACUUUUUAUGGCAAAUGGAUUCGAUGAUCUCGGGUUUUUAAAUGGGGUAUUAGAAGAAAGUGACUUAACGGAUAUGGGCAUAUCUAGCAAAGAAGAACGAAGUUCUAUCUUAGAAGCAGUGAAACAAUUACCAUUGAAAAUCCAUAAACAAAUCCCGAAUAACAAUAAUAACAAUCAAGAUAUAGUCAAGCUAUGGUUGAAAAAAAUACAUCUGGAACAUUACUUCGAUACAUUUAAUAAACAUUUAUACCAUGAUAUGGAGCGAAUAAAAAGAAUUUGGGACGUGGAGCUAUCAGCGGUUCUGGAUAUUGAAAAAAAUGGUCAUAGAAAGAGGAUAUUGGCUAGUGUUAGUAGUGGAGAGAAUAUAAUUACUGGACCAAAAAUGGAGGAGAUUAGUGCUGAAUCGACUUUAUUGAAAACAACAAGUGCUGAAAUGCCUUCACCUUCAACUCAAAGUACCCACUCAACUAAUAGUAGUAAUACGGGCACUAUAAGGCACAGGCAUAAAAAAUCCAGGCCUGCGCCUCAACCACCUGUCCAGCAAAAACAGGAGAAGAAAAAUUCGGAUAUAUUUGUUGGUGGAAAUAAUUCCAUCAAAAGUCAGUGGCGUCAUCAACCCAUUUUACUUAUUACUGGCUCUUUGAAAUAUUCAGCGAAUUACUGGGGUUCAACUUCUAUAAAAGAGUUUAAAGGUACCGAAUCUACUAAAAAAUCUAUUCAGACAGUUGUUAGAUCUAAAGAGCAUUUUUUGGAAGAAAUAGUCUUGGCUAUAUCUUAUAAAGGGGUGAAGUUUAUUAACCCAACAAAUCAAAACACUAUUUGUGAACAUGAAAUUGUAAAUAUGAAUUGCGCUUGUCAGGACGAUGAACAACAGUCCUAUUUUGCAUAUAUAACUACAGAGAAUGAUCUUUACUAUUGCCAUGUGUUCCAAGCUGCAAGCCCAGAACAUGCUACUGAAAUUAUUCUAACAUUAGGGCAAGCUUUCGAGCUAGCCUAUCAGAUGGCACUAAGGGAUCACGUGACCAGUAAAUGUAAAAAACCUGACCAAAAUCGUAGCGAUGCUUAUAAUAAGCCUGCAGUCAGCCCUGGAUCUGUAUCUUCUCAUAGCAGAGAUUUUAAAGAUUCCACAAAGACAGCAGAUAUGAAACUAAAUGGUCAUCCUCUGAAAAUCAUGCCUCUUACUCUCUCUAUUGCUGCUGAGCCUAAUAGCUCGUCAGGGUCCAGCUCUCAAAAUACUCAGAACAAAACACCAACCAAAGUUGUAAGUGCUAAUUUUAAAGCGUAGAUAAAUUUAUGAAUUUUAUGUGUCCAGC